This is a messenger RNA of Polychytrium aggregatum, 2807 nucleotides long. RefSeq names its product pyruvate formate lyase. The record is from RefSeq and is a predicted model, not a curated record. Gene Ontology annotation, biological process: carbohydrate metabolic process; L-threonine catabolic process. Bases 1 to 2499 code for a protein of 832 amino acids. Gene Ontology annotation, cellular component: cytosol; cytoplasm. Lineage: Eukaryota; Fungi; Chytridiomycota; Chytridiomycetes; Polychytriales. The transcript is spliced from 8 exons. Gene Ontology annotation, molecular function: formate C-acetyltransferase activity.
AUGUCGUUCUUGGUGUCCUCGUCAUCGUCUGCGGCACUCGCUCUCCUGCAGAACGUUGCCAUCUACCCAACCCCGCUGCCGCUCCUGCCGCUGGCGUCUUCCCGCUUUAUCCUGGCCCCUCUCGGCCGGCAUUCGUGCUCGCCGCGACCAGCCGGGAUCGCUCGUCCGCUCCAAGUCGCCUCGCUGGCCACCGCUGCCACCCAAGCCACCAAGCUCACACAAAACCAGCCCCCUGCGGCGGUGCCCCACACCUCCUACCCGAUUCCCUCCAUCCCGGAGGAGCUCGCCAAAGCCGCCCCAACCAUCGAUGUCGCCGCCUGGACCCGGAACAACUACAAGCUCUACUCUGGCGACAGUUCGUUCUUGGCCGGCCCCACCGAGAAGACCCAGGCUCUCUGGAAACAGUGCGAGGAUCUGCUCCUCCAAGAGUCCAAAAACAAUGGCUGUCUCGACGUCGACCAACACACGCCUUCGCUCAUCACAAGCCACCGUCCAGGCUACAUCAACAAGGAGAACGAAGUCAUUGUCGGUCUACAGACCGACGCUCCCCUCAAGCGUGCCAUCAAGCCCUUUGGCGGUAUCAACAUGGUCAAUAAUGCCUUGAAGGCCUACAAGUACCCGAUCGACCCUAAGGUCACCGAGAUCUUCACAAAGUACCGCAAGACCCACAACGAGGGCGUCUUUGACAUGUACACGCCCGAGAUGCUCCGUGCCCGUUCGAACCAUCUCAUGACUGGGCUCCCGGACGGAUACGGCCGUGGUCGGCUGAUCGGCGAUUACCGCCGUGUUGCCCUCUACGGUGUCGACAAGCUCAUCGAAGUCAAGACCUUGGACAAGCUGGGCAUCCCCGCAGCCGGCGACAACAUGUCCGACUCGGUCCUGCGUCUGCGUGAAGAGAUCGCCGACCAGAUCAAAGCCCUGAAGGCCCUCAAGGCCAUGGCGCUUGAAUACGGAUACGACCUCUCCAAGCCUGCUGCCAAUGCCAAGGAGGCCAUCCAGUGGACCUACUUUGCCUAUCUGGCUGCCGUCAAGGAACAAGACGGCGCCGCUAUGUCUUUGGGCCGCGUCGACACCUUCUUCGACGUCUUUAUCGAGAAGGACCUUGCCGAGGGAAAGAUCACUGAGGAGGAGGCACAGGAACUCAUUGACCAAUUCGUGAUCAAGCUUCGACUGGUGCGUCACCUCAGAACUCCCGAAUACAAUGAUUUGUUUGCCGGCGAUCCCACAUGGGUCACCGCCGUUAUCGGCGGCUUGGGAGACGACUGCAAGCCCUUGGUUACCAAGACCUCAUAUCGUAUCCUCAACACUCUGUACAACCUCGGCCCGGCUCCCGAGCCAAACAUGACGGUUCUCUGGCACAACGAGCUGCCCGAGAACUUCAAGACCUUCUGCUCUCGCGUCUCGAUCGACACCUCGUCGGUUCAGUAUGAGUCGGACAAGCUCAUGUCCAACCAGUUCAAUUCCACGGACUAUGGCAUCGCCUGCUGUGUCUCGGGCAUGAACAUUGGCAAAGACAUGCAGUUCUUUGGAGCCCGCGUCAACUUGGCCAAGCUGAUGCUGUACGUCCUCAACCACGGCCGUGACGAAAUCACCGGAAAGCAAGUCAGCCCCGACUUUGGCUCUAUCCCGGAUGGCCCGAUCGACUAUGACCUGUUCUGGGAGCGCUACAGCACGGCUAUGGACUGGAUGGCCGGUCUCUACGUCAACACCAUGAACGCCAUCCACUACUCGCACGACAAGUACUCCUACGAGGCCGUGCAGAUGGCUCUGCACGACACUCACGUGAGGCGCUUCAUGGCCUUUGGUAUUGCCGGCCUGUCCAUUGUUGCGGACUCGCUCUCGGCGAUCAAGCACGCGAAGGUUACCCCGAUUCGCGAUCCCAAGACCGGCCUCACGGUGGAUUUCAAGAUCGAAGGCCAGUUCCCCAAAUACGGCAACGAUGACGACCGUGUCGACCAGUUUGCUCGCAAGAUCCCCUCCAUCUUCCACCAGAAGCUGCAGCAGUACCCAACCUACCGCGGAGCCGAGCAUACUCUCUCUGUGCUGACCAUCACCUCCAAUGUUGUCUACGGCAAAGCCACCGGCAGCACCCCCGACGGCCGAAAGCAAGGCGAGCCCUUCGCCCCGGGAGCCAAUCCCAUGCACGGCCGCGAAGACUGCGGUGCACUGGCGUCGCUGAGCUCAGUCUCCAAAAUCCCCUACACCCACUGUCUCGACGGCAUCAGCAACACCUUCUCGAUCGUGCCCUCGGCCCUUGGCAAGCUUCCAAAGGAGGCCGAGCAGAACCUCGGUGCUUUGCUCGACGGCUACUUUGACAAGGGCGGUUUCCACCUCAACGUCAACGUGCUCAAGCGUGAGAUGCUCGAGGAUGCCAUGGUCCAUCCCGAAAAGUACCCCAACCUGACCAUCCGGGUCUCGGGCUACGCCGUCCACUUCACCAAGCUGACGCCCCAGCAGCAGAGAGAAGUCUUGGCCCGUACCUUCCACGACACUUUCUAAGCGACGACCCGAUCCGAUCAACCCCGUCCGCCCCAGGGCUGGAUCAUCUGCCCGAUUCCGUGGGAAGUAGUGUGGUUCCUCGUUCCUCCUUCCUCGUCUCCCGCUUCGCUUGCCCCUCUCCCCCAUACCGUUCUCUUGGUUUUUGGUUGUACAUACUGUAAGCUGUCCUCGCCCACUGUAUGUGGAUUUUGUUAUGGCCGCUGACCUCAACAGGGCCCUCUGUUUCAUUCGAUGAUCGCUGCGAUAUUGGCCCGUAUAUUGCCCAUGAAUGCGGCCGAAUGAAAAUACACUGGCCACCCAAACGAAAA